This is a messenger RNA of Asterias rubens (European starfish), 816 nucleotides long. Its product is annotated as ras-related protein Rap-2a-like. NCBI's taxonomy places the organism in Eukaryota, Metazoa, Echinodermata, Asteroidea, Forcipulatida, Asteriidae. Gene Ontology annotation, biological process: negative regulation of cell migration; Rap protein signal transduction. Gene Ontology annotation, molecular function: GDP binding; GTP binding; GTPase activity. The coding region runs from base 255 to 812 and encodes 185 amino acids. The record is from RefSeq and is a predicted model, not a curated record. The transcript has a single exon. Gene Ontology annotation, cellular component: plasma membrane.
AGCAACCGGUCACCACCACCAUCUACAUGUGUAAUUUAUCUCCCAGUGACAUUCCGACCAGCUGUGAGCCGUAAAGUUGGUGCAGUUCUGUGAUACAUUCUGCCAAGUUCACGCUGAUUUUCACCAAUUCACCAGUCAUGAUAAUAUCGCAGACUGUGAUCAAACCGAACAAGUAAGUCCCUCCGAAGGGAUUUGUGACAUUUCGAGCCCGAAAUCCGUCCCGGUUUCUGUUGGAAAGGAGAAAUUGUGGCACUAUGCGAGAGUAUAAAGUUGUCGUGUUGGGCAGCGGUGGGGUCGGGAAGAGCGCCCUAACCGUGCAGUUCGUCUCGGGCAACUUCGUGGAGAAAUACGACCCGACGAUCGAGGACUUCUACCGCAAGGCGAUUGAAGUGGAAAACACCAUGUCGAUUCUGGAGAUUUUGGACACUGCAGGCACGGAACAGUUCGCUUCCAUGCGGGAUCUUUACAUCCGAAAUGGCCAGGGUUUUGUCAUUGUCUACAGCGUCACAAACAAGCAAAGUUUUGGGGAUGUUGUAAAUUUACGAGAACAGAUUUUAAGGGUCAAGGGGUCAAGCCAAGUGCCCCUGGUCCUGGUGGGAAACAAGGCAGACUUGGAGAAGGAACGACAAGUCCCCACCACAGAGGGAAUGUUGCUAGCUAGUAAAUGGCAAAUCCCGUUCUACGAAACCUCCGCAAAAAGUACAAUGAACGUAAACGAGGUUUUCGCAGAGUGUGUGAUGGAGAUUAUGAGGCUACUGCAGACGGGAAAAAGGAAUAAAGAAAAGUUGUGUCGAGGGUGCAAUUUACUGUGAACGA